This is a messenger RNA of Entamoeba dispar SAW760, 2502 nucleotides long. RefSeq names its product Rho/RAC guanine nucleotide exchange factor, putative. Lineage: Eukaryota; Evosea; Mastigamoebida; Endamoebidae. The transcript has a single exon. The record is from RefSeq and is a predicted model, not a curated record. Gene Ontology annotation, molecular function: guanyl-nucleotide exchange factor activity. The coding region runs from base 1 to 2502 and encodes 833 amino acids.
AUGUCACUUCAAAAUUGCCUCAUAAAACAAUUAUCUGAGCAACAAGAAAAAGCUUUUCAAAGAAUCUUUGAUAUACUCCAUAAUGAUGACACUUAUGGAAGAGGAUUGGAUAUUAUUAAUGAAAGAUUAGAACAAGCAUCAUUUAGAGAAAUGUUAUAUUGUGCUCAUUCUGGGUUUAUUUCCCAUUUACUUUGUUGUCCUCGUCUUGACGAUUGGACAGAAGUUUGUAUUUGCGUUAUUCAUAUUUUAGAUGACCUUUUUGCAUCUUCUUCUUUUGCUGAGUAUUCUAUUUUGUAUGAUCCUCAAUUAAUUGCUGGACUAACUGAUGCUCUUAACUCGUCUUUUGCAAUGUCAAGUACUCAGGUACAAGAAUUAUUAUAUUUUAUAGCCAAUAUUAUUUAUGAUAACACAAACCUUAUAGAUAAUUUUAAUCCUUUAUUAUCACCAUUAAUGGCUAUUGUCGAACCUUCAAACCAAAACAGAAUAUUAGCUUCUUCUACAAUAACUAAUAUCAUUCAACCAGCAAACUCUCGUGGACAAGUAAUGUUUCUUAAAGCUCAUGGUAUUGAAAAAGCAGUGCAAAUGCUUACUUCUUCAGACGAAUUUGAAAAUAUUACUGGAUGUAAAUUAUUGUAUCAAUUACUUAUUCAACCUGAUGAAAGAAUCCGUUCAGUUUUUGUUAAAAUAUUAUUUGCCCAAGAAUUAUUUUUACCAACAAUGACCUCUUUAAUGUCUAGAGCAAAAGGAGAACUUGCUGAAUUAUUAAUGGCAAUUACUUAUGGAAUUUCAUUAGUUCGUGGGCAUGAGUUAGAAUUUCUUGAAUCUGGUCUUAUUUAUGAAUUAUUUAAUUAUCUUGAUUAUCCAUUUAAUGAUCAAACAACACAACAAAGUUUUACUUGGGCUGUUAAUGCAUUAUUUAGUUGUUUAUAUGAAAAAAGAUUAUACCAUCAUAUGAGAAUGGUCGGAUUAACUGAUAAAAUUACUAAUUUACUCAAACACUACCAAGAACUUGAUACUCAAAUUGUAUCUUCAUUGUUUGGUAUUAUUAGGUAUUUAAUUUCUUAUGAGGGAAUUCAGAUAGAGUUUAUGGUUUUGGAUUGUGUUCAUGCAAUUGAUAUAAUUUGUCAAGACCCUAAAAUUGGCCCUUCAACAAAAACAAUAGGAAAAUCAAUUAUCCAAGUAUUGAAUAAUGAUAAAAAUAUUGAAUUACUUAAAAAAAUUAAGGAAACUAUAACUGCUCCAACUCCUGAAGUUAAAAUAUCAGAGUCUGAAAGACUCCUUGUUGUUGCUAAACAAGCACAACAAGAGCAACAUGAAGAACAAAAAGUUGAAGAAUCAACACAAAAAGAUUCGAAAUUUAAACUUGGUAUAAGUGAUCAUAGUAGAGAUAACACUAGAAAGUCAAUUAUUGGUAGUAAUAGAACCCAUCUUCCUUCUGUUGCACAAAGUACUCCUAUUAUGAAGAAAUCAAAUAGAAUGUCUGUUACUGAUCUUAAAACUUUGUUGGGUCAAUCUAAUCCUAAUGAGGAGCAAAUGAAAAUCCUUUCUGAAUUCAACUUAAAGAAAGCUAAAAGAUUCCAUAUAAUUCAAGAAAUGUAUACAACAGAAAAAACAUAUGUUGAAUCUAUGAAACAAUGCUUAGACGUUAUGUUCCCAUUUUUCCAACAAAACCUUCCAGAAGAUGUUGAUACAUUAUUCUCUAACUUUAAAGAUGUUUACGAGAUUCAUGAACGUUUAUUUAAGAAAAUAUCUGAGAGAUGGUUAAGUCAAAAAGAAGAAGCGUUUGUCUCUAUUGCAGACAUUUUCAUUGAAUUUUUCAACUGGAAAGAAGUGUAUGAUGUUUAUGUUCGUUAUCUUGUUGAAGCAGAUGAUGGUAUUCAAUUUGAUUUUAGUGAGAAACCUCAAAUUGUUAAAGACCAACUCACAACUUGGGCAGGACAAUGUUUGAUUCUUGCUAACUUUUUGAUUCUUCCAGUCCAACGUUUACCACGUUAUGUUUUACUUCUUGAAUCAUUACUAAAAGCUACUCCUCCAAUCGAAGAGUAUGAUUAUUUGAAACAAGCAUUAGAUGAUGGUCGUAAACUAACAGUAAAACUUAAUACUGAUAAAAAAGAUUUUCAAGACAAGAAGUUUCUCAGUCAUUAUAACAAAGUUAUUAUUGGAAUUGAACCAAAUGAACACCGACAAUUUAUUAGAGAAGGUACAUUAAACAUCAAAGAAAAAUCUAAAGCUAUCUAUCAAUGUGUCUUGAUGUCAGAUUCUUUCUUUGUUUUAACCCAAAACAAGAAAAAUAAAAAGUUGUAUGACAUUAAAUUCGUCUGUAAAAAAGGUAUUUCUCACUUAGUAGAUAAUAAGAAAAUGAAAAAGGUUAAAGACAUUACUGAUAUUAUUACCUUCAGUAUUUCAGAGGGAAAGAAAGAAAAGACCAUAUCAUUACUCUUUGGAUUUGGUUCUGAUUUUGAAGGGUGGUCUUCAUCUAUCAAUUCUGUUUUCAGAAAUUGA